Molecule: messenger RNA, 852 nt
Organism: Papaver somniferum (opium poppy)
Lineage: Eukaryota; Viridiplantae; Streptophyta; Magnoliopsida; Ranunculales; Papaveraceae
Exons: 2
Coding region: 1-852 (283 amino acids)
Source: RefSeq, a predicted model, not a curated record
AUGACUCAACAAUUGCUCUCUGAGCAACAGCGUCCUAUCAGGCAGUCCAACAAGAAGAAAAAGAAUCCCCACGACACUAUCCUUGAAGCUUGUGGGAAGCAACUUAGCUAUGGCCAUUAUUCAGCAACCAUACACAUUCUCUCUUCCAAUGGAAUUCAACAGGGAGAAUCUCUUGGUCCCCUAUUAUUUUCCCUGGCCGUACAUCCUAUUGCUGAAAAAAUUGCUACUCAAUGCAAUUUAGACUUAAAUGCUUGGUACCUAGAUGAGGGAACUAUUGCAGAUGAUACAAUGGAGGUGGCAAAGGCCCUGAAAAUUAUCCAAACUAAUGGUCCAUUAAGGGGUCUACAUCUGAAUGUAGCCAAAACCGAAAUAUUUUGGCCUUCCUUUGAUCCUAGAAGAGACGUAAAAGGCACUUUCCCUACUGAGAUUGGAAAGCCAUCUAUUGGUGUGAAGAUUUUGGACGGACUGUCAGCAUCGAUUUGCAAUAUUGCAGUGAUAUGGUUCAGUGCAAAGUUGACAAAACUGUGCAGCUUAUGGGCAAGUUGCAGUGGAGUCUCCAGGCUCUACUUCACUCUUCGCACCAACAACCCUCUUGCAAUACAGAACGCUGCUACACAGUACGAUAAACACCUCAUGCAGUAUCUGCGCAACAUUAUUGUGGGUGAUGAUGCUGGUUUUGGCUUGCUCCAACAACGUCUAGCUACACUUCCAAUCAAAGAUGGAGGCUUGGGCGUGCAUACCAUGGAAGAUACAGGGAAUUAUCGUUUUCUAGCUUCAUGUGCCCAGACUCAGCAUCUCCAACGCACUAUCUUAAAACAGUCAUCAGUAUUAGACUCUAGCCCCAGCUUUUAG